AUGGGUUGCGGAGCUUCAUCAGCAGAAGAUACAACAAAGCAAGCCGAACAGCCAGCUCAAGAAAAGCCAAAGGCAGCAGAACCAAAGGAAGAUGGCAUUCCAAUUAAGAAAUCUAACGCUGAAGCCAAAGAGAAAAUUCUUACAUUAGGUGCCGGUGAGUGCGGUAAAACUACAUUAUGGAGACAACUCAAAAUCACAUAUUGCGGAGGAUUUACAGAUUCCGAGCGUAGAAAUCUUAUCAACGCAUUACGUACAGCAAUUGUCGGUGAUAUCCAGCUUCUUGUUAGCACAGCCGAAAAUAGCAACCAAAACUUCUUAACAGAAAUCCAAUCAGAUAUUGAUUGCAUCAAGAAUUUAGAUGUUGCUCAGCCAGAUGAUUUCACAACAGAAUCUGCCGAGUCAAUUGCUAAAGUUUGGGCAGAUCCAGCCAUCAAGAACGUUUACAAGGCAUCAAACUCUAUCGGUAUUGGUGAAAAUGCAGACUACUUCCUUGAUAAUGUUAAACGUAUAGCCGAUCCAAGUUAUACACCAACCAACGACGAUAUUCUUAAGGCCCGUAUUCGUACAGUCGGUAUCUCCAAUCUUACAUUCGAUGUUAAAGGAAUUCCAACAAAUCUGGUCGAUGUCGGUGGCCAAAGAAACGAACGUAAGAACUGGUCCAAGUGCUUCCAGAACGUUACAUACGUCAUGUUUGUCGUCUCCCUUUCAGAUUUCGAUCAGACAUUGUUCGAAGAUGAAUCUACAACAAGAACAGCAGAUUCUAUCGAGCUUUUCAAGAACAUUGCCUCGACACCAAUCUUCGAGUCAACUCCAUUCUUCCUCGUCUUGAACAAAUUUGAUCUUUUCCAGAAGAAGAUCAAGAAAUCCCCAGAAGCUUUCAACAGCGCUUACCCAGGAUUUACAGGAGAUAUUAAUAAUAAGGAUGAUUGCAUUAACCAUAUUAAGGAAACAUUUAUUAACCAUCUUCCUCCAAAUCGUUCCCCAGACGCUUGGAUCGAAGCUAUCCCAACUUGCGCUAUGGAUAGCCAAUCUGUUCGCAAUCUUUUCCAGAGAAUCGCUCAGAAGAUCGUCGAAAAGUACCCAUCAGCUUAA
Trichomonas vaginalis G3 is the source of this 1092-nucleotide messenger RNA. RefSeq names its product G-protein beta/gamma-subunit complex binding. Gene Ontology annotation, molecular function: G protein-coupled receptor binding; guanyl nucleotide binding; GTPase activity. Bases 1 to 1092 code for a protein of 363 amino acids. Gene Ontology annotation, biological process: adenylate cyclase-modulating G protein-coupled receptor signaling pathway. The record is from RefSeq and is a predicted model, not a curated record. The transcript has a single exon. Lineage: Eukaryota; Parabasalia; Trichomonadida; Trichomonadidae. Gene Ontology annotation, cellular component: heterotrimeric G-protein complex.